CACUCAGUGGAUUGCAGUUCUCAUGUGAUGCUUAUUGCUGUCAUUUCAAAACAGGAAGCAGUAAUCCUGUGUGUUUCUCACUUAAAACUAAAGAAGUGUUGGCAGAAAAAGGAAUUCUCCUGCAGCUCCAUACCGAUUUGUAAACAGAACUACAAAGAAGAAGAACACCACGAACAGAACGACAUCGUCCACAACCCUGAAGUCAAGAACAUGCUAUAUCCCACCUGUAAACUCCACGUUGGCCUUUUCCUGCUCAUUGCUUUCACAGAUGUUGGCAGCUGCUCCCCGCAAUCACCUCCCAUCAUUAGAGCAUCUAAAGGAAGUAACGCUCUGCUGCCCUGCGCUGUCCCUGCAAACAAUCACUCGAGGAUGAUCAGGGUUGAGUGGAGCAGAGGAGAACGCACGAGUCCUUUCUGUAAAUACACUGUUGAAAGCAACACUAUUACCCAAAAUGAAUGCGGGAGUCGAAUGGAGGUGAUAUGGCAAAGCCACCAUCUAAAAAUCAAAGAUCUCACAAUCGGUGACAGCAGUAUCUACAGCUGUGUAGCUGUCAGUCUUAUACCCCCACCUAUAAUAGAAAACCGAAGUGAACUGACCCUUCUUGUCGAGGGUAUGAGGCUGGAAUUGUUUCCCAUGCCUUCCAACACGUCUCCGGACUGCAUACAGCUGGUCUGCAGCCUAGCAAGCUUCUAUCCUCCCAAAGUCAAUGUUACCUGGAGUAAACAGGGGGUGACACUUUCUGACACCCUGCUGACAAACAGCAGCACAUACCUCUGGAGAAGCACCCUGAGCCUCUGCAAACCCGACUGGAACGAGGGAGACGUGAUCUCCUGUCACGUGAACAGCUCAGUCACAGCUCAGCCUCUCACUCAUAACAUCACCAUUACUUUCGAUGGAGAUGUGCAGUGCUGCACCCCAAGCUGGACCACAAUCAUAGUCACAUGUGUCUGUCUGUCUGCAGCGAUCAUACUGGGGACCAGCAUUUUACUCAAAUGUCGGAAAGGUACCUGUCUGAGGUCCAAUGAAGGGACUGUGUUGAAUAACCUUGUAUAUGAAAACCUGCAGUUCAGCACAGCACAUGAAGACCACAGUAAAACCAGCGCAAGCAGCUGUAUCUAUGACAAUUAGCAGCACUUAGUAGAGCCCAAGUGGUGUGAUUUACUUUCACUCUGAGCAUGGUGUGUUGUAUUUUUCAGCUCCUCCUUGUGUGUGCCGCCGAAGUCCAGGGGAGGAGACAGGCUCUCGAGAGAUCUGCAGGGAGAGCAGGAGUGGGGUGUUGCACCUCAAAGCCGGGCUAUAAGCCCCAUAAGUUAAGUACUAGUGUUUUGCUGGAAAGCAAUUGUUUGUUUAACUGGGGCUAUAGCCAGCUUGAGGUGUAACCAGUAUUUACAGAUCAGAGCCGAUCCUUUAGGAAGAACCUGCAUUAAGGGCCGUGGGUUUCCUGUCUGUUCUAGAGCAGGCGGUGCCACAAGGAGAAGGAGCAGCCAGGCCGAGCUGCAACACAGGGAACCCCAGCCAGGCAAUCGUGGGAUCACAGGCAUGGAGACAAGCCAGCCAAGGAGACAGAGCAAGGAGAACACAGUGGGGGAGCUGGUGCUGUGACAGAGCCAGGAAAGGACAAUCACUGACGGGGGCAGAGGUCAAUGCACAAAGACGAAGUAGCAUUGCUGCUGCAUUCUUGUAUUUAAAAGGGAGGAGUGAGGAGGGGUUUUAGGAGUGCCAGUGCACUGGAUAUAGCGAAACACUUUUGUAUUGUUUUAUUAGUGUUUUAGUGUAUUUAUUGGGGAAUGUAUUUUAAGGGUGCACUGCAAUUGUUGGUGCUACUGCCAAGAGGAGGGAUAUUUGUGUGUGUGUUGUUUUUAUCUGAUUACUGCUCUGUGAUUGGUUUUUAGAUAUACAGUGAUACUUUUGCACUGCAGUAUUGAAUUCUGUACACAACAAAAGAUUUUGAGCUUGAUGUCGUGCGUGCUGUGUGGCACACUGUACCUCCGGCUUUAGUUACUUUGGAGUCCGACUGGCAGUGGAGUAACCACUGACCAGAGAAAAAGCAAAGAACCUGUUUCACCACUUUUGUGCAUAUAUGUUUACUGUGACAGCAAAUGUGAUCAGAAAUAAAUCUGAUAACGUUCCAUUAUCUCGGGUGUGAAUGGAAAUUAGCCUGCAGUUUUAUUCAAGAGGUGCAUGAGGUAAAUAGAUACAGAAGAGAUUAGAACUGGCCCUUUCCACUCUGCUUGUUUUCUGUCCAAUUAAAAUGCUGGCCUCGGUAGUUUCUACACACAGGAAAUGGUUUUAAUCAAUAACAAUCCUGUACUGAUGAAAGAUCACAGUGCUGAAGCACAUUAACUGUCUUUACUUGCAUAUGAAUUGGGGGCUGCAUUUAUUUUUUCUGAGGUGUUAUUGCGUGAUGCUGCAAUAGCAUGGUAUAUGCUGGGUUCAAAGAACUGGCGUCUGACGCUGUUUCAGCAAUAGUUCAGAGCAAACUGAAGAUUUAUUGAAGCCAGCGGUUGUGGGUGACAUUUGUUUGUUAUUGUGUGAAAACGGGUUAGUUUUACAAGAACAAUAGAAAAGGCUGGUAUCUGGUUUCAGAUAACAGGUCACAGUUUUCAGUGGAUAAGCGCUGCCCGUUUUAAUAAGAAAAACAGUCUCACUACCCACAGAACAUACACAAGUUAGCUUAAAACAAUCUUAACAAAGUAUUCAAAUAGUCCUUAACCAGCACACUAAUUUAUAACUGAAGACUAAGUGGAACACUAUUUCAUUGUCCUACAGGGACCAAUACUGUAUGUUACUUAGAAAUGUAUUAAAAUUCAAUUGAUUAGGGGACUCUGCAUUUGUCUGGCCGACUAAUUCUUAGUUUCUUUCAAUCUCUGUACCAAUCACUGUAUGUACAAAACUGAUUUAUUUUCAAACGUAAAAGUGUAUUGCAGUUGGUAUUUAUUGAAGAAGGUAGUAUUGAUUCACAAAAGAUCAGCAAAAAUAGGACUUGGUGUUCUUGUUCCACUGAAAGAUAUUAUAAUGAUUUUAAAUUUGUUGACCGCAUUGGUAAGUGUCAAUUCUUAUUGAGAUUGUUGAGAAAACAUUAAUCCACAUCACAUGCAACAUAUAACGAUAUUUCAGACACGAUAUUCACCUCUCAAUGAUCUAUAAUUCAGACAAAAAAUAUUCAGAAAAAGUUUCAUCUAGUUAUUGUGCCGUAAUAUAAUGCAGUUCUCAAAGACAGACACAGAUCUUGUUUCUUGAUUUUUAGAUUUGCUUUGUAUUUCUUGCUGAAUGUGAGGCUUAUGUUGUCAAGAUCUCUACAUGUUCAUUUAUAAACAGUAUUAAUGGUACUAACUCAUACAUAACAGCAACAAAAACAUUUAACCAGCUGUUUUGCACACCCCCACAUUUCCCUAGAUCCAUCUGAAGAAACAUAGUCUGCCCACUGGUUAACUGUAUUCACACAUCACUGAUGUGCACAAUGCUGAAAACUGAACUAAGAACCAUAGUGAAUAUGAGGGAUUCAGGCACAAUAAAACCCAUAUUAUUCUGUGGCUUUAUCUUUAGAUUCAGAGGGGUGGUAAAGCAUUAAGCACCAUUAUUUAAAUCAUGUUCCACAAAUGUAGAGCUACAGGACUCUCUGUUCCCCCCAGCCCCGUCACCGCGCUCUGGUCAAAAGAGCUGACCCGUAACGA
Molecule: messenger RNA, 3674 nt
Organism: Acipenser ruthenus (sterlet)
Lineage: Eukaryota; Metazoa; Chordata; Actinopteri; Acipenseriformes; Acipenseridae
Exons: 8
Coding region: 28-1128 (366 amino acids)
Source: RefSeq, a predicted model, not a curated record